AUGUUGGUGGCAUCGCCCAAGACCCAGCAGUAUCCCCAGCUAACCACGGCAUUGGUCGUUUGCCGUGAAUGUCUACACAAGCACAACGUGGAAUCGCUCGCUCACGUCGUGACCCUCGUCGACGAAUAUCUGAAUCCGUUUUCGUCGCGCAAAAAGGUUGGGCGAGCGUGCAGAUUGGGCCUUCCAAGGCGAGCACUUGAGUACGCUGCAGCGCGUGAUCCGGAUUGGGAUAAUGGUCAGUAUAUGGCGGCGGCUGCUGUUAUUCGAGGCUUCAUUCAUGUGCUGCAGUGGCUAAACGAAUGUUACCCGGAACGCACUUCAUGGGGCGACGGCCACGAAGGUUUAAGUCGAUGUGGACGCUUUUUAAUGGAUACAGCAGCCGAGCACGGCCAACUUCCUGUAAUGCAGUGGUUACACGCGAACCGAAGUGAAGGAUGCACGUAUCGAGCGAUGAAUUACGCUGCAGCAAGCGGUCGUUUGGAUAUGGUCCAGUGGAUUCACGAGAAUCGAAGCGAACCCUGCAGCACGGAGGCGAUGGAUUAUGCUGCAGGUAAAGGCCAUCUCGAUGUUGUGCAAUUUCUUCACCAGAAUCGAAAGGAAGGAUGUACGAACCAUGCCAUGAUCAGUGCUGCUGCGAAUGGGCACUUGGAGAUGAUACAAUGGCUCUACGCGAACAGGAACGAACGGAUGCCGGCGAAUACAAUACGGGUUGCUGCAAAAUAUGGGCAUCUCAACGUGGUGCAGUGGUUAAGUGAGAUUGUCUGGAAAGAACCCAAAGGCGAAGCGUGUAUUCGAGAUGCUGCUCAAGUCGCGUUUCAAGCAGGCCACAUUGAAGUGACACAGCAACUUGAGCAGAUAUUUACCCGUGAAAGCUUCCAAAAUGUACAAUAA
Phytophthora nicotianae INRA-310 is the source of this 891-nucleotide messenger RNA. RefSeq lists its product as hypothetical. The record is from RefSeq and is a predicted model, not a curated record. The transcript has a single exon. The coding region runs from base 1 to 891 and encodes 296 amino acids. NCBI's taxonomy places the organism in Eukaryota, Oomycota, Peronosporomycetes, Peronosporales, Peronosporaceae. Gene Ontology annotation, molecular function: protein binding.